AUGACUCCGCAAGGGUCACGGAAGCUCCCAGUGAGGCAAUUCUCCAGACAAUCGACCCAACAGCCUACCCAGACUGGUAUGAAAAGAACAAGAUUAGGCCGGUCGCUGUCUCUUCCCGACAAUCAAUGUAAAGAGUCUGAACUCUACGAGGCUACAGCCCCCUCAAGAUGCGAGGGUUCCCAAAGCAAUGACGAUGAUGCCAUCAUCAGCACCAACGAACAGCCAGAAUCUCAAGAGAAUAGCAUUUCGUGCUGCCAAUUAUCUCUUGAGCAAAAGAUCCAUAUACAACAACUUUUGAGAGAGAGAUUCAGUCGUUGGGUUGAUGGGGUAGAAUACACUGAGCCGCCAAAGGACAGAUUGCCGCCGCGAAAGCGUUUCAGAACAUCACAAUGGCGGUCGGGUCUUCCAAGAGCCGAUGAAGAGAAUGAUAGCGAGGAGGAAUUCGUUGUAAUUUCUCACCCAACACGCAGACAAGGCUUCUUUCACCUUGCUUGUCCAUUUUACAUCAAUGCACCCGACAAGCAUCAGACAUGUCUUGCCCAACACGAUGUAUCCUCUAUUGAAGCAUUGAUCAAACAUCUUCUACGGCAGCACGACAAGCCUCUGUAUUGCCGCACAUGCUGGAAGACUUUUGAAACGUUGAUUGAUCGAGACAACCACGUCUUGGAGAACGCAUGCAAAAGAAUCGAUCAAGAGGCAUCUAUGGGUCUGACUGAAAGCCAAAAAGUGAGAUUGAUCAAGAGAGAUCGGUAUGACUUGGGAGAAGCACGUCGUUGGCGUCGUGUUUGGUCCACGGUCUUCCCAGGUAGAGAGCAGCCUCGAUCUCCGUAUCUUGAUCAGGACGAGGGGCUGAAAGUUUCCAUGGUGAGGGAUUUCUGGACUGUCGAAGGUCAGGAAGCCGUCUCGGGCUUCCUCAGGGGACUGGGAAGUCAUGCUGAUGGGAACAGAGUAAGAAAUGAUACGAUGUGCCAGGUGGCGUUGCGUGGUCUGGUAGACUGGGCAAUGACAGAUGAUAGCGAUUCUACGAUUCUGUUUUCGGACAGGUGA
This is a messenger RNA of Fusarium tjaetaba, 1047 nucleotides long. RefSeq lists its product as uncharacterized. The record is from RefSeq and is a predicted model, not a curated record. The transcript has a single exon. Lineage: Eukaryota; Fungi; Ascomycota; Sordariomycetes; Hypocreales; Nectriaceae. Bases 1 to 1047 code for a protein of 348 amino acids.